AUGGUUCGCGCUGAGGACUUCUGCGUCGAGGAGAGCGGGCCCGACACGGGCAACCUCGAGGCUGCGCUGACAUCGUCGUCUAUGCAACCAGUGCACAUCGGUCUCGCCUCCCUGAUCCCGCAGCAAUCCUUCGUAGCUGCAGAGCAGCAACGCGGCGAGCUUUUGCCGAGCGAGACCGCGCGCAUCAAGCCCUGGCGGUCGUCGAGCAAGCGCACGACGCUUCCAGCAUCGCGAGGGACCACGUGCGUCAAGCUUCGGCUCUCCAAAAAGGAGUGCAACACCGCCGUCACCGAGAGAGACCAGGUCCGUCGCGCUCGGACGGCGACGCACUACCCUUGUUGGGCAUCUCAUUCUUAUCCGUAA
Phytophthora sojae is the source of this 363-nucleotide messenger RNA. RefSeq lists its product as hypothetical. The transcript has 2 exons. The coding region runs from base 1 to 363 and encodes 120 amino acids. The record is from RefSeq and is a predicted model, not a curated record. NCBI's taxonomy places the organism in Eukaryota, Oomycota, Peronosporomycetes, Peronosporales, Peronosporaceae.